Pestalotiopsis fici W106-1 is the source of this 153-nucleotide messenger RNA. RefSeq lists its product as uncharacterized. NCBI's taxonomy places the organism in Eukaryota, Fungi, Ascomycota, Sordariomycetes, Amphisphaeriales, Sporocadaceae. Gene Ontology annotation, cellular component: ubiquitin ligase complex. Bases 1 to 153 code for a protein of 50 amino acids. The record is from RefSeq and is a predicted model, not a curated record. The transcript has a single exon.
AUGACGACUGGCCGGCACAUUGUCCGCGACAUCAGCUGCAAGCAAUGCCACGACACGGUCGGAUGGAAGUACGACAAGGCCUACGAGAGCUCGGAAAAGUACAAGGAAGGCAAGUUCAUCCUCGAGGCCGAGCUUCUGUGCAACGUCAGCUAG